UAGUUGAACGACAGCAGCCGCCGCAGCCAUCACAAUGAGUAACCCCCCCGUCAGCGAGACUAAGCUCAAGGAGUACUACGAUGUGGCCCUCAAACUGGUGCUAAAGUGCGGACCCCUCAUGCAGGAGGGCUACCAGAAGGCGAAGACCGACUUCAAGGUCAAGUCGGACUUUUACGAUCUGGUCACCGUGUACGACAAGCAGAUUGAGGACAUUCUCACCGAGGGACUGAGCGCGGCCUUUCCCGAGUCCCGCAUCAUUGGCGAGGAAGAGUCGGCGGCCUCGCAGCGGCAGGCGGAACUGACGGAUGCCCCCACCUGGAUCAUAGAUCCCAUCGAUGGCACCACGAACUUCAUACACAGAAUACCACACUGUUGCAUUUCCGUGGGGCUGGCCAUCAACAAGGAGCUGGUGGUGGGCGUCAUCUACAAUCCGCCGGCAAAUGAGCUGUUCUCCGCCUGGAAGGGACACGGCGCCUUCCUCAAUGGCGAGCCGAUAAGCACAUCCAAAGUGACGACGAUCAACCAAGCCGUGAUUGCCUACGAGAUCUCUUUGAUUCACGCUGCUGCCGUUCGGGACAAGAAUAUCAAGCGUCUGUACAAGCUGGCCUCCAAUGCCACCGGAACGCGCUGCUUCGGCAGCGCCGCCCUGACCCUCUGCUACGUGGCCACCGGCCAGUGUGACGCCUACCAUGUGGAGGAUCUGAAGCCCUGGGACAUAGCUGCCGGUGCUAUUAUUCUCACGGAAGCCGGGGGCACCGUUUGCCAUACGAAUGGCGGGAAAUUCGAUGUGAUGAAGCCGGAUUGCGUGUGCGCCUCCACGGAGGAGUUGGCCCAGAAUGUGAUUAGUCUUAUCGAGGAGGCCAAUCAGAUAAAGAGCUACACAUUCAAGUAGAGUCCGGCGACACAAAAAAACAAAACAUUAUAUAUCGUUUGUAAUAAAAAUGUAGACUCUUCGAGAGAGCGAGCACAGAUUAAAGUAAA
Molecule: messenger RNA, 981 nt
Organism: Drosophila persimilis
Lineage: Eukaryota; Metazoa; Arthropoda; Insecta; Diptera; Drosophilidae
Product: inositol monophosphatase 2
Exons: 2
Coding region: 35-892 (285 amino acids)
Biological process (GO): phosphatidylinositol phosphate biosynthetic process; signal transduction; inositol metabolic process
Molecular function (GO): inositol monophosphate 1-phosphatase activity
Source: RefSeq, a predicted model, not a curated record